GUAUCUUGCCAAAUCUCAAUCUUGAUAAAUCCAUCCAUCCUCCCUUCCUGUUGCUGUCAGCAUCUCUCAACUGCUUCACACUGUUCCUUCUCCUUCGCUCGCACCUCCACUGCAACGACCGCCACAAGUUGCAGCAAUCUCUUCCUCUGUUGCUGUGCCUGUGCCCUUCUCCUUUGGCCGCAAAGCUUUCCAGAUCGAAGGUUUCAGCCGACACCGCGAGAAUUCCUGUGCUGCUUUUCCCAGCUUUUCCUUCUGGAAAGUUGGGCGCUUUCUGCAGGUUGAUUUCCUUUACGGGGAAAUCGAUUGGUUUGCGCUGCAAAGGUUGGAUCUUUGCCUGAUUGAGGUUUCUCAAUAAGUCGGGAGCUCGAUUUGGAGAGGGUUUCUUUUUUGGUGGUGUUUGGAUUUGCAAAUCAAAGAUAGAUUGCUGGCUGAUACAAAACUUAAGUGCUGCUGAGCUGAUUUGGAGGAUUCUUGGUCGUGUGGCAUCUGGUGAAUUUUUGGUUUCUGUGCAUUUUUCGCUAGCGAUGUCUUUCCGCAGCAUAGUCCGUGAUGUUAGGGAAAGCUUCGGAAGCUUAUCAAGACGGAGUUUUGAGGUGAGAAUUUCAGGUCUCCCUGGUCUUUCUGGCCAUCACAGAGGGAAGUCCCUUGGAUCUUUGAGCGAGCUGCAUGAUAGACCUGUAGUAGUAGAUCAAAGCAGAUGGGUUGGUCUUCCUCCUGAAUUACUCCGUGAUGUGAUGAAAAGACUAGAGGAAGGAGAGAGCACUUGGCCUUCCCGCAAAGAUGUCGUUGCCUGUGCAGCAGUCUGCAGAACAUGGAGAGAGAUAUGUAAGGAUAUAGUGCAAAGCCCAGAAAUCUGUGGAAAGAUCACUUUUCCCGUGUCUCUAAAACAGCCUGGGCCUCGAGAUGGUUUAAUUCAGUGCUUUAUAAAAAGGGACAAAUCAAAAUUGACUUAUUAUCUCUACCUGUGUCUUAGCCCUGCUGUGCUCAGCGAGAACGGAAAAUUUCUGCUUGCAGCUAAGAGGACUCGUCGGACAACAUAUACGGAAUAUAUAAUAUCUGUGGAUUCUAAGAACAUCUCACGGUCAAGUAAUGGUUAUGUUGGAAAACUUAGGUCAAAUUUUCUUGGCACCAAAUUCGUUGUCUAUGACACACAGCCACCAUACAAUGCUGGGAGCCUUGCCUCAUGUCAGCAUGGCAGCCGUCGAAUAUCUUCUAGGAGGGUUUCACCGAAGUUACCCACUGGUAGCUACCCUAUUGCUCGGGUGAAAUAUGAGCUAAAUGUUCUUGGCACCAGGGGACCAAGGCGCAUGCAAUGCACCAUGCAUUCAAUCCCAGCCUCAGCAGUUGACCCUGAAGGCGUGGUGCCUGGUCAGCCAGAGCAGCUUCUCCCUGGUCCAUUUGAGGAGUCCUUUCGCAGCACAAACACCUCCUCCAGGUUCUCCUCUUUCAUGGACAGAUCUCUGGACUUCAGCAGCUCCCGCUUCUCGGAAAUAAGUGGAUUAACAAACCAACAAGGAGAGGAUGAUGGGGAGGCCAAGGAGAGGCCUUUGGUUCUCCGGAACAAAGUGCCAAGAUGGCAUGAGCAGCUGCAAUGCUGGUGCCUGAACUUCCGUGGCCGUGUGACUGUGGCUUCUGUCAAGAACUUCCAGCUGAUAGCUGCACCACCGCCAGCUGCUGCGUCUGCUGAAUCUUCGCAACCAGAGCAGCAGCAGCAGCAAAACCAGCCAUCCGAUCACGACAAGGUUAUCCUGCAGUUUGGUAAGGUUGCCAAGGACAUGUUCACCAUGGACUACCGGUACCCCCUCUCAGCAUUCCAGGCUUUCGCCAUCUGUUUGACUAGCUUCGACACCAAGCUGGCUUGUGAAUGAUCAAUAUAGGUCAGUGUAGUGUAAUUCUGCAAGAGUGCUUGCAUAGCGUGUGAUACGUACAUCAGUCUCAGUCUGCUUGUGUGCAGUGCAGCCGCAGUUUGUUCUUCUCUGUUCUUCUGAUGUAAACUAAAGAAUGGCAACAAAUCUGAAAUGCAGUUCUUUGCUACAUUUAUCAUGUACUCCAUCCACUACGGUAACUUGUUUGUAGGUUGGAAGAACCACACACUCCUGUACUAGCAUGUGAUUUACUUAGGUCCUCUUUGUUUCCGCUAGAAUUACUAUAAUCUAGAUUAUUGAACCAUAUUACUAUAAGUUAAGGUAUUUAAUGGAUGACAAGAUAUUACUAUAAGU
Molecule: messenger RNA, 2219 nt
Organism: Oryza brachyantha (malo sina)
Lineage: Eukaryota; Viridiplantae; Streptophyta; Magnoliopsida; Poales; Poaceae
Product: tubby-like F-box protein 12
Exons: 6
Coding region: 525-1868 (447 amino acids)
Molecular function (GO): protein binding
Source: RefSeq, a predicted model, not a curated record